Molecule: messenger RNA, 1086 nt
Organism: Drosophila hydei
Lineage: Eukaryota; Metazoa; Arthropoda; Insecta; Diptera; Drosophilidae
Exons: 3
Coding region: 40-1086 (348 amino acids)
Source: RefSeq, a predicted model, not a curated record
AAAAGCAAUUGAAGCUUAGAAUGAAAUGUUAAAUGUGAAAUGCAAAUUCAAUGCAAAUACUUAUUGGAGAAUAAAAACAAAGUUCACUUCGAGAAAAUCCCUAACAAAGAAAAUCCAGCAUCGACUUAUAUUUUAUACACAUACAUAUAUAUGUAUGUGGACGAUGCUAAUCACAUGGCGAGUCCUCCCGCUGAUGUUGUUGAUAUUGGGUCCAAGGCAGACAGCGCAGGCGAUAUGGUUUCCCUGGUACUUUCAUUGCUAUGGUUUCGAGCCGCACGGCAGCUGCCAUGGUGGAGCUGUAAGAGUUCCGCCAUCCGCAGAGGCGGACAAAGCUGCCACGCCCACAACCACAACGACUACCACAGGUAUAGGUGCUACCACAAGCAAAACCAAGUCGGGUUGAAGAGCAAAGGGCCCGAUGAUGCCAACGAAGCUCAUCUGUGCGACGAUAAUCCUCUGGUUAUGCAGUUGGCACGCCUCUAUGUGAUUAGUCCGGAGCGCAUUGUCCUGCUGCUGGCAGAGCCGAUGCUUGUCGAGUCCUGUGAGGAGAUAUCCGAUGUCCUGGAUCGCAUAAAUAGCGCCACAAGCAAUUGCAUCGUUGCCGCUGACAACAUCUAUGGCAAGCUGGCUGAAGGGCUGAGCUAUUACAAGUCGGAGGUGUGCGAUGGAGCCGACCGAAAGCGCCAGGCGAGUCUUAACGGCGCGCAUAGCUGCCUCAAGGAGCUGCGCACGGACAUGAUCGAGUGUGAGGGGCCGGCGGAUUGGUAUGAGAAGCCCAACGUGGAUAAGGUCUGUAAGGCCUUCAACGACGUCCUCGACUGUUACUAUACGCGCAGCGCCCUGCUGUGCGGCCUGGACGCGGCUUGGCAACUGAGAUCCUUUGCCGGCGACAGCAUGAAACGCGCGAUGAUCAAUAACUGCGAGGUGAACAAGCGCCUGCCCCGCGUCCCAGAUGCUAUGCCCGUGUUCGGUCUUUCGUCCUCAAAUUCUUUUAACAUUCUUUCGUUCAAUGGCAAGACGCUGACCCCAGAAAUCAUUUAUCAACUGCUUCGACUACAACUCGAGGCCCUUCUAAUGCCAACUUAA